This is a messenger RNA of Bombina bombina (fire-bellied toad), 1892 nucleotides long. RefSeq names its product zinc finger E-box-binding homeobox 1-like. Lineage: Eukaryota; Metazoa; Chordata; Amphibia; Anura; Bombinatoridae. The record is from RefSeq and is a predicted model, not a curated record. Gene Ontology annotation, molecular function: RNA polymerase II cis-regulatory region sequence-specific DNA binding; DNA-binding transcription factor activity, RNA polymerase II-specific. Gene Ontology annotation, biological process: anatomical structure development; regulation of transcription by RNA polymerase II. The transcript is spliced from 5 exons. The coding region runs from base 12 to 1892 and encodes 626 amino acids.
UGACAACUUGCAUGCUAUGUGGGAGUGUUUACAGAAGUUCUGCCUCUGCCAGUGAUGAUUUAAAGAGUAACAUCUCAUGUUUAAUGUGUGGUUCCUGCCUCCCGCAUGAAGAUAUCCAGCAGAAGGAAAUUGAAAAAAAUAAAGACAACCGAAAAUUCAAGUGUGAAGAGUGUGGAAAAUCUUUUAAAUUUAAACAUCAUUUAAAAGAACACUUUCGGAUACAUAGUGGUGAAAAACCAUAUGAAUGUUCAAAAUGCAAAAGACGAUUCUCACACUCUGGAUCUUACAGUUCCCAUCUUAACAAUAAAAGGUGUUUUCCUGUUGACCAUGUAAAUACAGUACAUACCCCUGUUCUAGGUCUUCCUCAAGACAGAUAUCCCAAGGGUAAAAAUCAAAAUCAUCAGGAAAAUCCACCAAGUCCCCAUGAUAAUAGUCAUAGAAACUGGUUACUAUACAGUCAAGUAGCAGGAGCCCUUGCAAAACAACAAGUAGCCUGGUUAGGACAUGAUUUAAGUCAUAUUUAUAGGUCUGUUGAAAGGUUGCCCAUUGAAAUGAGAAUUAGUCCCUUGAAGCAGACAUCAGACAACUGGUACCUGGGCAACGGUUGGUGGAGUAGUCUGCAGCCAGUUGAGGUUAGUGCUAAUAGCUGGUCAGGAGAUGAUGUAAGAAUGCUUGGUGCUCCAUUUCCAGUCUCAUCACUAAGAACUAUUAGUACUCAAUGUGAAAGCUACGCUCCAGAAACAUUGGACUAUAAACAGCAGUAUCAAGAAUCUUCAGUGAAAGAGGAUUCUUUUUUAACAGGUUUAUGUCACGGUGGGUUGCGUAAUGACAAAAUAUCAGAGACAGUAGAAAACAGUGUAAUUACAUCCUCUAAGGAUUCUGAGGGAAAAUGCUGGAAAAGAGACUUAUAUGUUAGAACAACAGAUACAAUCAAGAAAAGACCAAAGUCAAAUGGUUUAUAUCAAUCUUCAUCACCAGAUGCUUCAACAAAUUUAAAACGUUCUGGCAAUGAACUUAAAUAUGCAGGUCACACACUUCCAAUGGUGAUGUGUGACCUUGAAAAGCAAAUGUUUCCAACUCACAGAGGCGUAGCUUAUUCACCAACAAGUUCUGUAUCUAGAGAGCCUCAAAUGGAACCACUAGAUUUGUCAUUACCAAAACUGGGCACUACCAUUUCUCAAGCCAAAGUGUACCAAGACACAGUUUGCUCAUUUAAGAACAGUACACUGUAUAAUCAAAAGUAUUUUUCAAUGAUGACAUAUGAGGAUCCUCAAACUAACUCAGCCAAUGUCCAAUACAUUUUACCCAGUGUCCUCCACAGUUUGAUUCCAAGCCAUCCCCCAAUAAUCCAAAUGAACCCCCAUGAUAUCAAUGGACUGCACCUGUUUCCUUUUGUGAAUUGUUUUUAUGACCAAAAAAAAUCAGUAGAACUAUCAACAAAGGAAAAUACAAGGUCAGAGAGAGGUCCCUUUAAAACUGUUUCGGAGGAGGGUGAAAAUGGUGCAAUAAAGAAAAAAUUAAACAAGACGGACGCUGGACUAUAUGCUUGUGAUCAGUGUACUAAAACAUUCCAAAAGAGUAGCUCUUUAUUAAGACACAAAUAUGAACAUACAGGAAGUAGACCACACCAGUGUGAAGUCUGCAGCAAGGCUUUCAAGCAUAAGCAUCAUCUCAUUGAGCACAUGCGUCUGCACUCGGGAGAGAAGCCUUACCGAUGUGACAAGUGCGGCAAGAGGUUCUCCCAUUCAGGAUCCUUUUCACAGCACAUGAACCAUCGUUAUUCUUACUGCCAAAAGGACCUCACACAGAUGUGUGAGAAGGACAAAGAGACUUGGGGAACAAAAGCUAUUUCCCAUCAGUCAGCAGAGCUCCUGGAGACCUCCAUAGAAUAG